Molecule: messenger RNA, 4878 nt
Organism: Cygnus olor (mute swan)
Lineage: Eukaryota; Metazoa; Chordata; Aves; Anseriformes; Anatidae
Product: store-operated calcium entry regulator STIMATE-like
Exons: 8
Coding region: 62-961 (299 amino acids)
Biological process (GO): activation of store-operated calcium channel activity
Cellular component (GO): cortical endoplasmic reticulum; membrane
Molecular function (GO): calcium channel regulator activity
Source: RefSeq, a predicted model, not a curated record
CGACACCGACACUGCCGCCGCCGCCAUGCGCCGCUGAGGCGGGCGCUGGCCGGGCCUCGCCAUGGGGGCGCCGCCGCCCAACGGCAGCCUCGGCCCCACCGAGAGCCCCCCGCGGCCCGGCGGCGGGGCAGCGGCGGGGCCGGGCGAGCGCGGCUGCGAGAACGGGGCCCUCAUGGACAGCUUCGGCAUCUUCCUACAGGGGCUCCUGGGCGUCGUGGCCUUCAGCACCCUCAUGCUAAAACGCUUCAGAGAACCAAAGCAUGAAAGACGUCCUUGGAGAAUAUGGUUUUUAGAUACUUCCAAGCAAGCCAUAGGGAUGUUGUUCAUCCACUUUGCAAACGUCUAUUUAUCAGACCUUACAGAAGAAGACCCUUGUUCACUGUACCUUAUCAACUUCUUGUUAGAUGCCACAUUAGGGAUGCUGUUAAUCUACAUUGGUAUACGUGCAGUCAGCAGCAUUGUGGAAUGGCAGCAGUGGGAGUCCCUUCGCUUUGGUGAAUAUGGUGACCCACUGCAGUGCAGUGCCUGGGUGGGGCAGUGUGCUCUGUACAUCAUGAUUAUGACGUUUGAGAAAACCAUCAUCAUUAUAGUGCUUCUGAUACCUCAAUGGAAGGAGGUAGCUUUAUUGAAUCCUAUAGAGAACCCCCAGUUGGAGUUGGCUAUCGUCAUGUUGAUAGUUCCCUUCUUUGUUAAUGCAUUAAUGUUCUGGGUAGUAGAUAAUUUUCUUAUGAAGAAAGGGAAGACAAAAGCUAAACUUGAAGAAAAGGAAGCAGGACAAGAUUCAAGAAAUGGAAGUAAAGUCCGAUAUAGGAGAGCAGCAUCACAUGAAGAGUCAGAGUCAGAAAUCCUCAUUUCAGCAGACGAUGAGAUGGAGGAAUCAGACGCUGAAGAGGACUUGCGUAGACUGACCAACUUGAAGUCCAUUAAGAAAAAGAAGCAUCGUUUUGGUCUGCCUGUAUGACACAUUCCCUGACCUGUGUAUUUGCAGGUUUCAUGGCAAAAACUCCUCAGUCAGUGGGUUUUAAUGUUGCAAUUGCAUCUCCCUUUUCAUACAAACUGACUUAAAAGCAAGGUCUACCAACAUAAUGCAAGCAUUUGGAAGACUUGCAGUUCAGUUGCACUACAGACACACUGACCAAUUAUGCAAGAAUGUCUUUUCAUCAUAUGUGAAAACAGCGUUGUUAAGGACUAGUCACUAAGGUGAUUUGUAUCUGACAUUUCAGAGAAGAUCAUAGAAAACAGAUACAGCGAUCUUUCAUUUAUGGUUAGUGAAUGAUACAGUGUAAGAUGUUCUCAAAAAGGCAUCUGAAUCAACUAAGUUAGUGUGUUUUAUUACUAAAACUGGCUUUUGCAGCAUAAUUCCUAGAGCAGAAUAGUUUAUGGUUACAAGCUGUAACUUAAUGUUAUUUUUUUAAAGUACAAAUGUUUACUUGCUACCAGGUACCUAUGGAACUAAUAGGUGGAACAAAGAUUUUUUCCAAGUCUCCUCAAAUCUAUUUGACUAUUUUAUAUUUAAGUUAUAUUUUCAUACAGUUGUAUUUAAAGAUUCUCUUUGUCAGAGAAAAGGGUGCAGUUCCCUUUUUUGUGCAGAAAAGGUCAUAAGAUAUGUAGUGAUAAUCAUUUUAUCCUUGUGUCCCGGUUUAAGACAAAGAGGUUGCAAAGGGAAAGGCUCUCUGUCACUGCUGAAGUCACCAAAUAUCACUAAAAAUGCAGUCCUAAGUGUGCUUUUGACCACAUAAUUUGAAAGUACCUUUUUUUAAUAGGAGGUGUUGUUUGCAUAUUUGACAAAUGUGCACUUUAGUGUAUAACGAAAAUCUGUUGUGAUAGGUUACUUAUUUGUGAAAUGAAUAUAUCUAUGGAUGACUGUAAGUAUUUUUGUUUCUCUAAGUCUGUUAUGUGUACCUCUCGUAUAAUGCAAGAGAGAUGGAACAUUUCUUUCACUUUUCCUUGUAUAGGGCCUGCCAUCCAGGACCUUGAUCUGAUUGGAGGAGCUGUGCUACAGUAUUGUGAAUAAUUCUGUCCCAUACUUGAUUUUGUUGAAAAAGCAAUCUUCUGUUUAAUGCGCUUAAAAAUGGGUUUCUUCUGUUUAAUUUCCUUUAAGUCUGAUUAUUCUUUAGUAUUUUUAAAAAAGAGAGGUAUAAUACAGUCACUACAGAAUUUCUGCAGUUUUCAGUGUCUGUCUUCUAAUAAUUGUCAACAUGUGCUGCUUUAAAACCCUGCAGACAUGUUUUCAGUUACAUCCUUUUGCUUUGCAAAUUUUCUAAAUGAUUGUUUCUGACAGCUUUCCUUACGUAGCUAAACCUUGUACAGGACAAGGCGGUGUGUCGAAGAGGUGACAACAGAAAUAAAUUGCAGAUCUGUUUUACAAUCUAGACAUCAGAAAUGUUCCAAGCCUUAAACCAAACAGUUUCAUCAGAAAACUGCUCAGAACUUUUUAAGAUUUUUUACAUUUUUAUAGAUUUACUAGGUCUUAAUGUGAUUUAUUAUCCAGGCCACUUAAAUGGGGUUCUUGGGCCUUAGUAAAUACUGAACUGUGCGCUCCCUUACUUCUUUUCACUAUUCCAGCAUUCCUUUUCACCGCUUGGCUGCUGAGGUGAACACAGUGUUCUGAGACUUCAGGUACACUUCGGCGGAUCCGGCUGACUAAAAGGGACAUUUUACCAAACCUAACGUUUGCAAGUUUAGUUGAGCCACUGACCUCUGUUACUGUGCACUGAAAUGUAAUAACUGCAAUAAGUUUAAAUACUAGUGUUUCUUUUAGACUAAAUCUAGAAACUAAUGACAAUGGAAGCUUAAUUGAGUUAUUCUGAAGUGGGGGUAGGGGGCUGGGGAAAUGUCUCUAAUCGGUGUUGCCUCUGUUUUAGUUUUGUUUUUUUUUUUUCAUUGAUUGUGUGACUAGCAUCUUCUCUUGAUUGUUGACUGUUGGGCAGGCUCAUAUCUCCAAAAGCACAGUAUUUAAAGGAAUUCAUUUUCAUCAACAGGAUAGUCUCAUACAGCUCACUGUUCCAAAGGGAUUCAAGAGCUAGAGCUGGCUCUUGUUGCAAAUGUCAGUGUUUAUUUUUUAGCAUAGGAUUUGUUCUAUUUCAGAUAGUGAAAUAAAAGUAUUUAACAUGUGCUACAUACCACUGCACAGUCAUUGCUAUCCUCGUCAACUGAGCAGCGCACACAAAUUUAACUGUACAAGCUUUCAUUUUAUCUUCCUUUUCCCUCCUCUUCUAUAAUUACUUAAAUUAUUGAAAUGAUUUCUAUUUCUAGUCUCAUGUUUAGUCUGUGAAAUGUCAGUAUAAAAUUAUGGCCUUAAUCAUGUAAAAUAUUUGUUUUGAGCAGACCUCAAACUUACUGACCAAGUACAAAACAGUAUAAAGCACUAUGGAGCAGUUUCUUGAAGGUGGUUAUAGCAAAGGUAUACAAAUACCUAUUUUUUUUUCUGUCUUAAGUGCUUAAAUGUCACUUGGUUCGAGAUUUUGGUAUGCCUAGCAAGAUGACAUAGUAAAGCACUACGAGCCAAAGAGACAGAAGUCAAAUAUUUUGAAUACCACAGUAGUAAAAGGAGUAUAUCUUCAGAGGGAAAAAACAAUUCUAACUUUCUCUACUAAAGUAUACAAAAUUUAUUCCCAACCUUAGCCAAAUAACAAAACUGUUUUUUUUCAUUUUCUGUUAUCAUAUGGAAGAGAAAUGGAAAAUGUAAAAUUGGCAAUUUCCCUCUUUGUAAGGUAAGAAUUGGAAUUCUCGCAGUAGGUACAAGAUUACAUGCUCUUGUCAGAAGAGCUUGUGUGUGUGUGUGAGAAGGAUGUACCUAGUGCUUCACUAUGUCUUACUGCUCAUUGAAAUGUAGUGGCACUGCAGGCUGAAAUAAAUUUUUCAUCAAGAGUUGAUCCAGUAAUAAUAAUAUUGCGGCACAACAACAUUUGCAUUUAUGCUCAGAUUGGUGCUCUGAGUUAAUGCCUGGUAAAGGGACUUCAGGACAACUCAUAGCAAAGGUUUACUUCAGGCUGUGCUUAAAAAAUGUGAUUGUUUAAUGAAAAUAAGCUAUGUAGUAUAUGCCAAAGUAAGAGAAAGGGAUUGUAACUUACCGAAGAAAUACAGAAGCACUGGUGCAAACGGAGUUUACCACGAAUGGUCAACCUAAAUGUAUUAACUGUGUCUGGUAUCUGACCUGUGACACAUUUGCAUAAAUUUAAAACAUUGGUGUCGUCUAAUACGUGGUUUUCAAGUUCUGGCUUUGAUAUGUUCAGGUCCCCUUGUCUUACUUUAAGUAGGUAAAUGCUGUAUAUUAAUGUUGCUAUCUAAAAUGUACUAUAGCUUUUCUUCAGGGAAACUCAGAAAUUGAGUUGCAAAUUAGAGCAAUGCAAAGUGAUCCCCUCCAACGGAUUCCAGCUGCACCUGGGGAGGGAGGAGCGGGCUCGCAGCUCUGCUGAGAGCUGAGCAUCACAAGGAAUUUCUGCCACUGUGCUUGACUAACCCAUGUUUGCAACUUUGCUGUGCUUUUUGCAGGAGAAACCAGUAAUGAAAGAGCCACAUCAAGUCAGAGUAGAUCUACAGCAUAGGCGUGCAAACUUUUUUUAUGUAUUUAAAGUUUCCAGUUCAAUUACUGAAAAUGACUACUAUGGUUUUACAAAGUAAAACUGCAGUAUCUUUAAAAAAGGGACUCUUUUGUAGGUGUUUCUGUCUUUGCGUGGGUAUCUGUCUCAAACUGAAUGUUGGGUUUGUUUGUAAGUAAAUUCAGAGUAGAGCCUGUGUGAGCAAAACCAACGAGCUGUAUUCUGCUGCCCUCUGUUUGGACCAUAUUGUUUAAUCAGUAGUGUUACCGUAAACUUCUAAGGGUAUCUGAUGUAAUUACAUUGUAUAAUGGUUUACAAUAAAGUUUGACUUAUUACA